Molecule: messenger RNA, 1631 nt
Organism: Panicum hallii
Lineage: Eukaryota; Viridiplantae; Streptophyta; Magnoliopsida; Poales; Poaceae
Exons: 1
Coding region: 139-1296 (385 amino acids)
Source: RefSeq, a predicted model, not a curated record
ACUCCCAAUCCAAAUCGAUCCCCACCUCGCAGUCGCAGCGGGGGAUCCAUCUCGCCGGCGCCGCCGCCGCGGAACUGCUUGGUCUCCGCCGCGAACUCGCCCCCACGUACAACCAGCACUGAUCGGCCGGCGAGGCUGAUGAAGGCGUCGAUCAAGUUCCGCGACGACGACCGCCCGCUGAUGCGGGCCAAGGUGCCGGUCGGCGUGCUCGGGCUGCCGUUCCAGUCGGGCCUCGCGUCGGGCGGGGACCCGCGGGAGCUCCGCUUCGACCUCUCCACCGCCUUCGCGUCGGGCCCGGCGCUCCGCCUCUCGUACCGCCCCAACGACCCGGGCCUCCCCUUCGCGCUCACCGUCCGCGCGGGGCUCGGCCCGCUCGGCUCCCCGGCGCGCGCGCCCUUCGUGCUCGCCGCCGAGUUCAACCUCCUCUCCUCCGACCCGUCCACGCCGGCCUUUUUCCUCCGGCUCAAGCCCCGCCUCGGCGACUUCUCGCUUUCCCACACGCUCCGCUCCCCCGCAGACGGCGCCUCCCCGGCGCCCCGUAAGGUCGGGGAGGCGCCCCCCGACGCCGACGGCCUCGGCCACGUCCGCGAGCAGGAGUUCGGCUACAGGCCGUCGUUCUCGUUCACCGGGAGCGGGCUCGCGGCGGACGUGGCGGCGGCGGGGACGAAGAGCGGGGUCGGCGCGCUGCUGUCCGGGAUGCGGCUGACGACGCGGAGCGUGCUGCCGCUGUGGGGCAGGGCGAGCCUGCGGUUCAACUGGGGCCUGCGCGUGCCACCGGAGCUACUCGCGGACGGCGGCGGCCGCAGCAAGGGCGCGCGCGCGCCCGUCAGCAAGAUGCCGCUGCUGGUCAUGAGCAAGCUCUCCAUCGAGCAGUCCCCGCGCGCCGACGCGGACAGCAGGAAGUGCGGCAGAGCAGAAGCCCCCUCCCCGCUGUGCGUGGACGCGCCGAACGGCCCGGGAGACGGCGAGGCGGCGGCGUUCUCGCUGGUGAGGCGGCAGCUGGAGUCGCUGAACGUGGACAACAUGAUGCUGCGGCGCGCCGUGGAGGACCUCCGCGCCGAGAUCCGGAGCAGCAGCAGGAGGAGCACGCCCGUGGCUGCCGCCGGUGCCAGAGGCGAGGGUAGGGUGGCGGUGGCGGCGACCGCGCCGCCGCCGCGGCCGCAGCCUUACCACGCGUUCCCCGCGAAGCCGGACCGGCCCCGGGGCGCCGCGAGGGAACCCGCGCCCGAGAAGGCGGCCGCGCCGGACGACGUGGGCGAGGAGCUCAAGAAGGCAUUGGAGGCGCGCCUGCGGUGAGCUUAGCCUCGGCGGCCAUUGCACCGCCACGCCGGCAGCUCGCUGCUGCGGGCUGGCUGCAGCCUGGCUCCGGCAGUCCGGCCGCUGUUAAUUUCGCAGUUGCAGCUUUAGUAGCUCUAGCAAUCCGCUACUGUUAGGCGAUUUGAGGCUGCUCAUGUAUCCGUGUUGCUUGAUUAGCCAUGGUUUUGAGCAAAUGAUGUGUCGAAGGAUGGUGGCAACUUGUAAGUGGUGUGGUCUGGUCAUUUCUGUGCUGGAUCAUGUAAGCGACUAGUUCAGCUUCACUAUCUGAAUGCGAGAAGAAUGCUUAGGCCUUUUUGGCCCUUGUUAAGAAUAAA